Molecule: messenger RNA, 1365 nt
Organism: Alternaria arbusti
Lineage: Eukaryota; Fungi; Ascomycota; Dothideomycetes; Pleosporales; Pleosporaceae
Exons: 2
Coding region: 1-1365 (454 amino acids)
Source: RefSeq, a predicted model, not a curated record
AUGUCAUCCGACUACGGAUCGGACAUUGACUCCGACGUCGCCGAUGUCGUCGACGAGAUCGUCUCGUCGCAGCAAGCUCCCCCUUCAUCCGCGCAAAUACCACGACCUGCGCUAAAGCCACUCAAUACCAACACCUCCCGCACACCUCCAUCGUCCCAUGAUAAAUCCGAUGGAAUCACUCUCCAGCAAUGGCACCAAGCUCCCUCAACGCCGCCGCCCUCGGCCUCGUCAUCGGAUGCCGAACCGUAUCGCCUGACGUUUGGCAAACAUGAGGGCAAGACGCUUGCGGAGAUACCAACGUCUUAUCAUACGUGGUUGAUUCGGAAUCCGAUUUCGAGUAGGCCAAUGGAGUUGAUAUAUGCGUUGGAGGAGUGGCAGGAGGAGAAGAAGAAUGGGGGGAAGGCGGCAUUGCAAGCGUCGCAAUCGCAAGCAUCGCAGGUGUCGAUGUCGUCGCAACCGCAAGCUACAUCGUCGCAAAUGCCGCUUUCUCCACCGUCGUCUCAACCCACGGCACCUCAAGAAUCGCAUGGUGCACCCCUAUACGUCCUUCCAUUCGGCGAAUACAAAGGCAAGACUCUGCUCGAGGUACCAGAGGACUACCUCUAUUAUCUUGGUGCGAGCGAAGACAAGUUGGCUACUUUGCCUGGUUUGGCUGACGCGCUCGGCAUGAUGAAGAAAGGCCUGCGUCCAGUCGCUAUGAGCACGACGGCGUCGGCUCAGUAUUCAUCCCAAGCUCUGCCACCGCCAUCAUCUGCACCUGGCCCGUAUAUGGGACAUGAACCGCCUGCUUCUAGCCAGGUUUCCAUGGCGAGUCAACCACAGCAGGAUCCGCCACCACCGUCGACUGCGCCUAGCCAUUAUUCCCUCUGCAAAGACGACGUCCCGAGUAGUUCGCAACCUCUCGCACCGCAGCUUUCUGCCUCGCAACUGACCCCACAACCCUCCUCCUCGCAACCCCCACCCCGUCGCGAACCAUACCGCUUCGACUUCGGCAAGUACACCGGGAAAACCAUCGCCGAAGUCCCUCCCUCCUAUAUGGCCUACCUCGACAAAGAAGGUGUCAUUAAGCAACGUCCCGACCUUGCCGCCGGAGUCGAUGAGUACGAACGCCACCACCCACCUAUCGGGACUCCGCAAAAGGGAGAAUACAGGUUCACAUUUGGCAAGCAUGUGGGAAAGACAUUGGCAGAAGUGCCCUCUCAGUACAUCUGGUGGCUCAAGGACAACACCACUAUUUCCAGGGACAAACCUGAGGUUGGUGCUGCUAUUCGGCAGUUUGAGCGGACUCAGAAGCGUACUCAGACUAAGACGCAGAAUCGGAGGCGGCAGAGGGCUUGGUCACCCAUGUGUCCAUGUUGUGAUUGA